GGAUGGGCCCCCCCGCCGCCGCCGCCGCCGCCGGAGCCAUCGCCUCCCGGCCGCCGCCGCGCUCGCCCUGAAGCCCGGGCCCCCGCGCGCAGCGGCUGGCCCCUCAGCCUCGCGCCCUGCCCGCACCCGCCGGCCCUAAAGCUGUCAUGAUGCAGCCGCCCGCGCCCUCCCGCCUGGGGCUGCUCCUGCUGCUGCUCCUGUGUCCGGCGCACGUCGGCGGACUGUGGUGGGCCGUGGGCAGCCCUUUGGUCAUGGACCCUACCAGCAUCUGCAGGAAGGCCCGGCGGCUCGCAGGGCGGCAGGCUGAGUUGUGCCAGGCCGAGCCAGAAGUGGUGGCCGAGCUAGCGCGGGGCGCCCGGCUGGGGGUUCGGGAAUGCCAGUUCCAGUUCCGCUUCCGACGCUGGAACUGCUCCAGCCAUAGCAAGGCCUUCGGGCGCAUCCUGCAACAGGACAUCCGGGAGACCGCCUUCGUGUUCGCUAUAACGGCGGCAGGCGCCAGCCAUGCGGUCACGCAGGCCUGCUCCAUGGGCGAGCUGCUGCAGUGCGGCUGCCAGGCGCCCCGAGGCCGGGCCCCACCCCGGCCCCCCGGCCUGCCAGGCACCCCUGGGCCCCCCGGCCCCGCGGGGUCCCCCGACGGCAGCGCCGCCUGGGAGUGGGGGGGCUGCGGCGACGACGUGGACUUCGGGGACGAGAAGUCGAGGCUCUUCAUGGACGCGCAGCACAAACGGGGACGUGGAGACAUCCGUAUGUUGGUGCAACUUCAUAACAAUGAGGCGGGCCGGCUGGCCGUGCGGAGCCACACGCGGACCGAAUGCAAGUGCCACGGACUGUCCGGCUCGUGCGCGCUGCGCACCUGCUGGCAGAAGCUGCCCCCGUUCCGCGAGGUGGGCGCGCGGUUGCUCGAGCGCUUCCACGGCGCCUCGCGUGUCAUGGGCACCAACGAUGGCAAGGCUCUGCUGCCCGCCGUCCGCACGCUCAAGCCGCCGGGCCGCGCUGACCUGCUCUAUGCCGCUGACUCGCCCGACUUCUGCGCCCCCAACCGGCGCACGGGUUCGCCGGGCACCCGCGGCCGCGCCUGCAACAGCAGCGCCCCGGACCUCAGCGGCUGCGACCUGCUGUGCUGCGGCCGCGGGCACCGCCAGGAGAGCGUGCUUCUCGAGGAGAACUGCCUGUGCCGCUUUCACUGGUGCUGCGUGGUGCAGUGCCACCGCUGCCGCGUGCGCAAGGAGCUCAGCCUUUGCCUUUGACCCGCCGCGGCACUCGGAACUGCGCGCGGAGCCGCCUCUCGGCACCUGCGGGACCUCUGGGCGCCAGCAGAGGGCGCUGCCUCGGCCCGGCUUCCCCCUGAGAAAGUCCAUCUUGCAGGCCUCUGGAAACUGCGAGGCGGUGGGACUUGAGACUUAUGCCGGUUCAUCAAGGCCCAGGGCACUGAGGGAGCCACCCGACAGGGGCUCCCGGGGACUUCAUGAGGAGACCAUAUAGAGCCUCUCUCUCCUCGGCCCCCAGACGGAAACCAAAGAGCCAUUUUCUAGGCCUCUGAAUGUGGGGCUCCUCAGAACUACUGGCCAUGGGGUGGGUGGGUGAGUUUUGUAUCAAUAAAGAUAUUUAAACCAAUGGGAUAUAUCAAUAAAGAUAUUUAAACCUA
This is a messenger RNA of Bubalus bubalis (water buffalo), 1645 nucleotides long. It is a transcript of the gene WNT6, whose product is annotated as Wnt family member 6. The record is from RefSeq and is a predicted model, not a curated record. Gene Ontology annotation, molecular function: frizzled binding; cytokine activity. Gene Ontology annotation, biological process: cell fate commitment; neuron differentiation; canonical Wnt signaling pathway. NCBI's taxonomy places the organism in Eukaryota, Metazoa, Chordata, Mammalia, Artiodactyla, Bovidae. The transcript is spliced from 4 exons. Bases 147 to 1247 code for a protein of 366 amino acids. Gene Ontology annotation, cellular component: extracellular region.